AUGCAUCCCCAACUUGAAUCCCAAAGGUUCCAUUCAUGUCUCGACCUCAUUGAGGCACUUGAUAAGUGCCACCAGGCUGAGUAUUAUAAAAGAGCCCUUGGGCUAUGUAAUAACGAGAAAGAAGCUCUUUCAAAAUGUUUGCAUCAGGCUAGAUACGAGGUAGGAAAAGCUGCCAUUUUAGAGAAUCGCAAGAAACAGAAAGUUGUGGAAGCUAAGUGGAAGCAGAUCCGGGAAGAAGAGUAUGGCGAGGAUGCUAUUUUGAAGAGGAUUAUCCAGGAACAGGUGGCCAAGAAGCAAAAGGAGCAAGCAAAGGAAAACAAAUGA
Molecule: messenger RNA, 324 nt
Organism: Lachancea thermotolerans CBS 6340
Lineage: Eukaryota; Fungi; Ascomycota; Saccharomycetes; Saccharomycetales; Saccharomycetaceae
Gene: CMC2
Product: Cmc2p
Exons: 2
Coding region: 1-324 (107 amino acids)
Source: RefSeq, a predicted model, not a curated record